CUCCCUUCUUAUUUUCUUACACGAUCAUAAAGGGGCACAAGCACAGCUGGACUUCACAAUAUAUUCAGCUUGGAUACAAUCAAGGAUAAGAGCGAUAUAAACAACAGUGCUAAAAGCCAAUAGGCACAUAAACAUGAUUUCUUGGCGCUUACGCUACUCACCAAAGAGAGAGAAAAAGAAUUGGCGUGAAUUGUCAACAGGAAAGCGCGGUGAACUUCUGAGCGUUAUUCUCUUUUUCCAGAAAAGACAGAAGAUAAUUGAUAGGGGCGAACGACAGAGAUGUUCGAACGGAAAUAGCAUUCAGGCUAAAAUGGUCAAUGAAUUUGGCUCCAAUAAAGAUUAUUCUCAAUACUCAACACUAACAGUGCCUCAAGUAGGAGGCAUUACCAAUGAGACUUGUAGGGCAGUUGCAUCCUUUUUAUUUUUAUUAAAAUUUGAGCUGGUUUUCCUUUCAAAAGAAUGGACACAGAAGAAAGCCGACAUCCUUUAUUCUCCAUUCUGGACGACCGAAGUCAAAAGUGACUCUAGUCAUCACAUUCACACAUUGGCACACUAUUCUUCUCUCUUCCUUUUCCAUCCCCCAGCAAAUAUUCCUCCCUUAGAAUGGCUACGAGGGAAUGAGUAUCGUCUGAGUACAAAACUUGGCCGGUCUGCCUGCGAAUACAUAUCAUGCACAGGAAGGGUCAGCUCGCCAUCGGGGGGCGUAUCCGAUCCAGAUAUUGUUCUGUGCAAGUUGAAGGACUUGGCUAUAGUCCAGUUUGUCAGCAAUGGCCCGACCUUUAAGAGUUAAUCUCAGAGACGUAUUAGACAUAAUCGCGCUCUCCUUUCUUUCUUUUCUUUCCUUUUCCCCAUAUUUUCUCUCUCUUCGUUUUUAUCAUCCAAUCCCAUUCUUUCCUCUCAUUGCCCCUUAUUCUUUCUCUGCUUUUCCU
Molecule: messenger RNA, 929 nt
Organism: Lobosporangium transversale
Lineage: Eukaryota; Fungi; Mortierellomycota; Mortierellomycetes; Mortierellales; Mortierellaceae
Exons: 5
Coding region: 134-790 (218 amino acids)
Source: RefSeq, a predicted model, not a curated record